Drosophila willistoni is the source of this 2088-nucleotide messenger RNA. It is a transcript of the gene Ir62a, whose product is annotated as ionotropic receptor 21a. Lineage: Eukaryota; Metazoa; Arthropoda; Insecta; Diptera; Drosophilidae. Bases 92 to 1909 code for a protein of 605 amino acids. The record is from RefSeq and is a predicted model, not a curated record. The transcript has a single exon.
CAAUUAAAUUUUUGUAACUUAAUGUAUAAUUUGGUGAGAUUCUUUAUCGCCACCUUGGAUCAUAUAUGUAUAUAUACUUUUCGGAUGAACCAUGCAGAGAGAGCAACAGCAAUUCCAGUUAGUUGUUCCUCGCAUAAUGUGGUUAUUAACGUUACUUUUACUAUUGCCCCGAGUAGAAUUAAGGGCAGAUAGUCAAAUAAUUCGGUUAGCUGAAUUACUAAACCGAAUUGGAUAUAUUUAUAACCUGCAGGCCAUUAGCAUAGUUCAUAGCUUGGAUUCGAUUUCACAAUUCGAAUUGACUGAACUUCAUCGAGCACUGCGAAGCAAUCAGAGUCAACAUUUUUAUCAAUUACCUCAAAUGACGGCCAAUGAAGAACCAGGCGGAUAUUUCAGUACUCUUUUGGAUGAGGACAGUCUAUAUGUGAUAUUUGGACGAGAUACCAAAGAUACGGUGAUUCAAUUGCAGGCCCAAAGGGCACGUGGUCGUCGCUAUUGCAAGACAUUGUUUCUAUUGAAGCAAGUGAAAUCGUCAACAUUAUUGAGACAGUUCUUUCAGCAGCUCUGGCUAAUGCAAUUUCGUUCAGCUUUAGUUCUCAUAGCUGGUAAUUCACGUCGCCAACAAGAGCAUCGUGUUUAUCGUAUGGAUCCAUAUCCCGAAUUACGUGUACUUCGGCUUAAGAAUGUUUCACAUCUUGAAAAUUUAUUUCCCAUACCGAAUGCCAAAAACUUCAAAGGCUAUAAACUGCUUCUGCCUGUACAAGUCGAUGCGCCGGCCACAUUUUGGUAUGAUCAUCAAUUGGAUGGCACUGGUGGCAAAUUUAUACGAGUAUUGAUGGCUCAUCUGAAUGUGACCAUGGAAUUGUUUCCCUUUAUUGUCAAUGGAUCGAAUUAUUUGAAUAUGCCGGCACUUAUUGAGCUGAUAGUUUCAAAUCGUGUGGAACUUAGUCCACAUUUGUUCACCACACUGCAACCGACAACGCUUGUGGAUUAUACCUAUGCCUAUAAGGUAGUGCCGCGAUGUUUUAUGAUACCUCUGGACAAUCAGAUACCACGCAGUCUAUAUGCCUUUCUGCCCUUUGAGUGGCCCGUGUGGAUUAGCCUGUUGAGCAUAAUGCUUUUUAUACAUUUUGUGGUCAUACGACGUUUGCAACCGGAUUCCCAGCUCUGGUCAUUGGUGGGCAUACCGGGAAGUCAUAGUAUACCAACUGCUAGAUGGCCAUUGUGGAAGUUUUUGCAUAAUUAUGCGACCUGUUUGAUUCUAAUCUUUGGCAUAUUUAUCAUAUCACAAUUAUAUUCCACCAAAUUGACCUCAUUUCUGACCGUAAUAUUGACCCGUAAGCCAACAAAUUCACUAAGUGAUAUGUUUCAAUUACCUUAUCGCAUUCUGGUCUUGCCCAGUGAUGUUAGUCCCAUAGUCAGUUCACUUGGCCAUGCCAAGGAAUUUCAAAAACAUUUCAAUUUCGCCUCCACUAGCCGUUUCUAUACUCAACGCAUGGAAAUGGAUGGAAAUACCAUUUAUCCGAUUAGUACGAUACGCUGGGAAUUCGUUGAUCAACAGCAGCGUUAUCUAAAGUAUAAGAAAUUUCAUCUAUCACAUCUUUGUUAUGGAACAUUUCCAUAUCAAUAUCAAGUGCGGAUCGAUUCACAUUUCAAGGAUCCCAUACAUCGCAUACAAUUGUAUAUCCAACAGGCAGGAAUUGCCGUCCAUUGGCUUAAAACUGCCUAUCAUCGUGCCCGUCAGAUGGGCUAUGUUCAUGAUUUUGCCGGCGAUCAGCAUUAUAAGGAACGUCCAUUGAAUCUUAAUCUAUUGGCGCCAACAUUUUAUCUUUAUUUACUGGGAGUUUCAGUAAGCUUGAUUGGAUUUUUGUUUGAGAUUCAUGCGAAUGAUGUUGCCUGGUUUAGACGAUGAGAAGAUCCUCCUACUACUACUAACAGCAUAUACAUAUUAUCUAUAUCUACAUAUAUAUAUCUCAAAACUAAUGCAUAUGAAAGUAGCACAUUUUUAACACUGAUGAUCAAAUUUAUGAUAUUAUUAUAUACAUACAUAUAUGAAAUUUUAAGUAUUAACUUUAUUUACUAGAUAUUAAG